UGGUGAUAUUUGAUCCGCAGGUGUGAUAAUGGGUCGGUUCACGGCGAUGAUGAUGAUGGUGACAGCGAUGGUGACGGUGGGUUGUGACGCACAGCAAGGAGCCAGUUGUACGGCGAGGGGCCGGCGGGGCGUGUGUGGGCCAAUCAUCAACUGUCCCGCGCUCCUCACUCUCCUCAACCUGAUAAAGGCAGGACGGGCGCCCCCGCAAGCAGUCGACACCUUGCGCAGCGCCAUCUGUGGCUUCGACAACAACUUCCCUCUGGUGUGCUGCUCGUCUCCUGGACCCGCUGCCCCGGGGCCGGGGAAUCUGGUGAAGCCCGUCCUGCCCACCUCCUGCGGCGUCUCCGCCCUUACUGACAGGAUCAUUGACGGGCACGACGCCCCCCUCCUGGCUGGCCCUGGAUGGCCUCCUACGAGGCAGAU
Procambarus clarkii (red swamp crayfish) is the source of this 423-nucleotide messenger RNA. NCBI's taxonomy places the organism in Eukaryota, Metazoa, Arthropoda, Malacostraca, Decapoda, Cambaridae. The record is from RefSeq and is a predicted model, not a curated record.